Molecule: messenger RNA, 939 nt
Organism: Ordospora pajunii
Lineage: Eukaryota; Fungi; Microsporidia; Ordosporidae
Product: RNA pseudouridylate synthase
Exons: 1
Coding region: 1-939 (312 amino acids)
Biological process (GO): enzyme-directed rRNA pseudouridine synthesis
Molecular function (GO): pseudouridine synthase activity; RNA binding
Source: RefSeq, a predicted model, not a curated record
AUGGCAGCUGAUGGUGCUGAAUAUUUCUUCACAUACAGGACAAACGCAAAGGAGAGAUGGUGCAACAAACCGCUCCUGGACGUUCUUGAGCACGAAUUCAGAACACGUUCAAGGGAGUACUUUUUGCAGGCAUUGGAGUGUGGAGUGAUAACCAUCAAUGGCAAGAUUGUUGAUUCAUCGGCGACAAUAAGACCAAACGACGUGCUCCAGCACACUGUUCACAUCCAUGAGCCUCCCAUUCCAUGCAUCAAUGUGAUCAAGAAAGAAAAAGAGUACGUGGUGGUUAACAAGCCAGCAGGAAUUCCAUGCCAUCCAACAGGUGGGUAUCGAGAGUAUUCGAUCACAAGGGCGCUGUUUGGAGAUUCGAAGGUUGCAUGCGUGAAUAGGCUGGAUAUGCCUGUAUCUGGCGUUUUGAUAAUAGCGUUUGAAAGCCAUACUAAGUGCUUAGAUGCAAUCAAGGCGGCAGAAAAGGUAUAUCUUGCUAAAGUGUGUGGAAUGUUUCCGGACGAAGUGACUGUUGACAAAAAAAUAGAAUGUAUAUCUGGACGAUAUAGACGUGUGGGCGAAAAUGGAAAGGAAUGCCUGACAAUGUUCAGAAGGCUAAGAUAUGCAGAUGGGCAUUCGAUAGUUGAGUGUAGACCAGUUACUGGGCGUACACAUCAGAUUAGAAUCCAUCUCCAAAGCAUUGGGUUUCCGAUUGUAAAUGAUGUUAUUUAUGGAUCUGGAGAGCUUCCGAGUAGUUUACACAGCAGCGAAUGCAAUGCAAGCAUAGAUGAGUUUGAAGAUAAAAAGAAAUACGAAUGCAUAAUAAGAAACUGCAAAGGAAAGAACAACCGUUCAUUCAUCAUCAGAGAUCAUCACAUUUGCCUCCAUGCUUGGAAAUACAUUUACAACGGCACAGAGUAUGUUGCACAGAUCCCUGAAUGGUGUGACCUGUAG